Messenger RNA from Paramuricea clavata, 1074 nucleotides. NCBI's taxonomy places the organism in Eukaryota, Metazoa, Cnidaria, Anthozoa, Malacalcyonacea, Plexauridae. The record is from the annotation of a GenBank genome assembly.
AUGGACGAAUUUUACAAGGAAUUAGCCAACGAAAUUUUGUUUAUUAUUGCUAACCAAAAUCGACCGGGCCUUCCUGUUGAGAAAUUAUGCCUAGAAUUUGAGAAAAGGGUAGGCAAUAAACUUGUGAACAUUGUUGGGGUUGAAGAACAUCAAUUUGUAAGUUCGUGACGUAUGUUGUCUCGAGCUCAGCGGCGUGUCGAACAAGCUUCUGACAGUUCUGUUGUGUAUACGAUUAACUGGAGUGCCGAACAUUAUCGUACGCUGUCAUGCAGACGAUCAAUAUCAGGAAGUGCUUCUCGUUCAUGCCUGGAAAUUGAUUGAAACCCAUGCAGGGACGCCGGAACCGGGGGGCGAGAGGGGCAGCCGCCCCGUUGCCCUUUACCAGGAGGGGCAAGGGGGGCAAAGGUGCCCUUUCAAUUUAAAGGAUUGCCUUGGCAAAAUAGCGAAUUGUCAGAAAUGUUAACGCAUUUCUUUUACGAAUUUGCUUCAGAAAACGCAGGAAAUGCAGUCAUUGAGCUUCAAGAAUAGCACAAUCGCCUGGGGGAGAACCCCCUCACACCCCUAUCAUCCAAUAAAUAGAAAACAUGAUUAGGCGAAGUUCAAUUCCCGAUGUUUUGCAAACUUCUCUUAGUAUAUAUCAAUUCAAAAGUGCCCUUUCACGAAAAUCUGCCCCCCCCCCUUGCCUUCACAUCGUUCCGACGUCCCUGAACUCAUGGCUUGUGCUACGAUUGUUGUGACAAUUCCGGUAAUACUGCGUUACACUUGCUUGUCGCUACGCCAGGACCAAGCACACCAAAUCUUGUUCGGUUAUUGUUGCAAGCUGGUGGUGACCGUUUGGCAGUACAAACAAAUAAGAAAGGUCAAAAUGUUUUACACGUAAUUGCUGGAAGAAUGCGUGCAGAGGAAAACAGCAAUGGAGAUUUGGUGUUUCAAAAUGAGAAGAAUGAUGGCUUUCCAAAUACUAAAAAUAGAAUGGCGGUCUUGAAGACAUUAACCGAACAAUUAUCGCCUGAUCAGUUAACAGUAUUAGUUACGGCGCAAGACGAAAUUGGCGAUACCGACGCCGAUGCAUGA